This is a messenger RNA of Amphimedon queenslandica, 1221 nucleotides long. Its product is annotated as E3 ubiquitin-protein ligase RNF19A-like. The transcript has 2 exons. The record is from RefSeq and is a predicted model, not a curated record. Gene Ontology annotation, molecular function: protein binding. Lineage: Eukaryota; Metazoa; Porifera; Demospongiae; Haplosclerida; Niphatidae. Bases 64 to 1143 code for a protein of 359 amino acids.
AAGUCAGAAAAAUUAGCAAAUCUCGAACAAAAUAGAGCAGAGAGUUCCAUCAGUUUUACAAUUAUGAAUAGAUCUAGAUCUAAAUCUGAAUCCAUUGUCUGGAAUCUAUUUGUAAAACAUGCUGCAGGAAAAACUUCCACAAUAAUUCUGGAGAGGAGCCCUCAUGAAAUUAGUGUGAAAGAACUAAAAGUAAUGGUUGAAAAGAAGACGGGGGUGCCUACUUCAGAGCAGAGAUUGAUAUUUGGUGGCAAGCAGCUGGAGAAUUCAAAGAAACUUGGCGACUAUCCUUUACUUAAACAUAAUGCGACUGUUUUCUUGAUUUUACGUCUACCUGGAGGUGCUGACCGAAUCUCUUUGGAAGAGAGGCACACGCCAAUGGAUCCUGGACUGCAAUACAGUGUCGAUGAUCCCUGUAUGAUUUGCUUUACUCAUCCUAAUGAUGAAGAUCAGAUCUACACCGCAAGGAGGUUACCACUAGUUAUGCCUUGUCCAGGAGGUCACUCUGUCAUGCAUCCGCACUGCUUCAUGCAGUACUGCCAAAAUGAGAUAUUUGAUAAUAAGAAGGAAGCCAUUUGCUGCCCGCAGUGUCAAACUGAAUGGUCGCUAGAUAUCAUUAAAAAAUACGGAGUAGCUACCGAGGAAGAAAUUGAAAUAUUCGCAGAUGGAAUGUCUGUUAAUGUCAUUCACAAUGAUCCAGAUGUCACUGAGUGUCCAGGCUGUUUGAGUUAUUGUGAGCGACGAAGUAAAAAGGAUAUUCGUAUGCAUUGUCGCAUAUGCGCUAAACAAGGCAAGAACUGUGAGUUCUGUUGGCAUUGCAAGCUAAACUGGAAGACUCGUGGGACCAAGGAAUGUGGCAACACUAACUGCAAAGCUGUUGAUAUUCUAGCACAAAUCAAAGCCGCCCCUUUAAAGAGGGUAGUUGGAGUUCUUUGUCCUUCUAUACGUCUUUGUCCUUACUGUGGUACUGCUAUACAGCAUGCUCAUUCUUGCAAACACAUGAUGUGUUCAACCUGCAAGUGUGAGUUCUGCUUUAUCUGUCUAAGACCUGCAAGGGAUGGCUCCUGGCAGUGUGGUCGAUACAAUACAAAGUGUGUUCCAGCUCCAAGACAAGAAAAAGUACCAACAAGAAAAAUUAUUAACUAAUUCAGGUUGGAUUGAAAAAAAAACAAAGUUAAUUACUGUACUGUAGUAUGGUAUUAGCUAGAAUUGUUUUGUAGUUGA